Molecule: messenger RNA, 935 nt
Organism: Capsicum annuum
Lineage: Eukaryota; Viridiplantae; Streptophyta; Magnoliopsida; Solanales; Solanaceae
Product: membrane-anchored ubiquitin-fold protein 3
Exons: 4
Coding region: 269-625 (118 amino acids)
Molecular function (GO): protein binding
Source: RefSeq, a predicted model, not a curated record
GGAUAUAGUAUUAAAUAAAACAUACUAUACAUUAGUCACAGACACAUUACUUGUCACAUAUUGAGGAAAAAAAGGAGAUUAUAUAUAUAUAUAUAUCGUCGUCAUAGAGUGGAGCUCAGUUGUGUCUAGGGUUCCCCAUUUUAGCUCUGCAAAUUCAAUGCAAUCAAUCACAAAAUAGUCUUUGCUCUUUUGACCACUCAGAGGUUUUUGGAGUUGAAGAGGAAAAAGGGUGUUGUGGUGUGGCGGGCGAUUGAAUUGAUUGUUGCAAAUGCCGGAGGAAAAUUUGAUUGAAGUUAAGUUCCGUUUGUUCGAUGGAUCAGAUGUUGGUCCCUUUCGAUUUUCUCCGGCUUCCACCGUUGCUAUGCUUAAAGACAGAAUUGUUGCUGAAUGGCCCAAAGAUAAGAAAAUUGCACCCAAGGCGGCAAAUGAUGUGAAGUUGAUAAGUGGUGGAAAAAUUUUGGAGAACAACAAGACUGUUGGUCAAUGUAAAACGCCUUUCGGCGAGCUACCUAAUGGUGUGAUUACCAUGCAUGCUGUUGUGCAGCCAUCAGUUGGUAAAUCAAAAUCAGAAAAGAAGAUUGACGAGGCUCCAAAGAAAAGCAUUUGCGCGUGUGCCAUAAUGUGAAGAUUGUAAGUGAUUCAACUUUAAUCCCGUGGUGUUCUUGGGUGUAAACUGCUGCUGUGAAGUUCAGGGUAAACAGUAUGAUAGCUCAUUGUUACUUGUUUGUUCGUUGAACGGCAUUUCAAUGUAACAGCGCGUCUAUUUGUUUAAAUGAAUUUGGUCGGUGUAAAUUUUGUAAUUGGAGAUUUCUUAUACAAAAAUACAGCGGGCGCGCUGGAUUGCAUGCAGAAUGAUUUUACCAAGCUCGUUAUUCUGCUUUAGGUCAUUAUUUCUUAUACAAAAAUACAGAAAGCGUGCUGGAUUGCGUUCAGAA